Spodoptera frugiperda (fall armyworm) is the source of this 1098-nucleotide messenger RNA. Its product is annotated as zinc finger protein 64-like. NCBI's taxonomy places the organism in Eukaryota, Metazoa, Arthropoda, Insecta, Lepidoptera, Noctuidae. The transcript has 5 exons. Gene Ontology annotation, molecular function: DNA-binding transcription factor activity; RNA polymerase II cis-regulatory region sequence-specific DNA binding. The record is from RefSeq and is a predicted model, not a curated record. Bases 159 to 1040 code for a protein of 293 amino acids. Gene Ontology annotation, biological process: regulation of transcription by RNA polymerase II.
GCCAUUUCUGCUUGAGAAUUUUGUUAUUGUUUUCAUUCAUUAUUUAUUUAUUGAAAGAAAUAUAAAUAUAAAUAAAACAUAAUUCAAUAAUCUUAACAGAAUCUUAUUUGAUUAUCGUGGUUUUUAUUUAUAACAUUCCGCCGUAACUUUCAGUUGCGAUGGCGGAGUCCACUGACACAGUGUUCAUAGAUGUAGCAUCACCAUCACAGUUUGCGAUGGUUGACACAGCGAUGACUGACACAACGAUGACCAACAUAACGUUAACUGACACUACGGAACAACCUAAACAUGACGCAGAGAUUGUAGAUCCAGAUAACCCGUCUCUGGUGGUACUGACAGCCCAGCCCCGUCGCAUCCGUUGCCCAGAAUGUGACCGUUACACAGCGGAGACUGAGGAGAAGAUGUUACGACACAUCCGCAAGAAGCACCGAGGAGAGAAUCCGUUCCAGUGUUACAUGUGUGAUUAUUCCACGUAUAAUAAAGUACUGUUUGAAGAGCAUGUUCGGAUACAUCAAGGCAUAAAACCAUACAAAUGCAGCCAUUGUCCCUACAGAAGCGUUUCAAAGAAGAACACAAAGAAACAUGAGUUAAUACAUAGACCGGACAACCCACAUAAAUGUGAGCAAUGCGGGUUCAUAGCUCGACACGUGAGGGCUUUAAGACACCAUGUAUUGUCACACAGUACUGAGACUACGGUAGAGGAGUGUUCCAUGUGUCUUAUGAAGUUUAAUUCGGAACAGAAGUAUAAUAGUCAUCGGAGGAGUCGGAAGAGAUGUCCGGAAUGCAAGAAAAUGUUCUGUUCCCGAAUAUACCAGGAUCACCUCUCUUCAAUACACGGUGUUCAGAAAACGGCUAAGAAACAGAAUAGUAAAAAGGCAGCCUCAUUCAAAUGUGCUAUAUGUGGUUGGGAGGCGAGUAGUAAGCCGAGGAUACUGCUGCAUUUAAUACAUCACCCGGAUCAAGAAGUAGAUGAAAGUGUAGUAGAUACACUCAUUUUAAGGGAAUUAGGUAUUAUGAGUGAAAAUAAGAGUAGUGACUGAUAUUUUAAAGAAAUACAGAAAGUAACAAGUAAGGAAAAAGCAAUGUAUGUAAAAACAC